This is a messenger RNA of Haliotis rufescens (red abalone), 2598 nucleotides long. Its product is annotated as transmembrane 6 superfamily member 1-like. The transcript is spliced from 2 exons. The record is from RefSeq and is a predicted model, not a curated record. NCBI's taxonomy places the organism in Eukaryota, Metazoa, Mollusca, Gastropoda, Lepetellida, Haliotidae. Bases 1395 to 2369 code for a protein of 324 amino acids.
CAUGACAUUUCAGUUUGAUCACUUGGCAGAGUUGGAUGUUCCUUGUGUUACUGUGCCAAUGGCAUGGGUUGUAUAAGUUCCUAAUGGAAAAGGAUGGCCAUGUUGGGACAUUGUAACUAAAUUUAACAUCACAAGCAAAGUUAACUGUAAACAUGGUAAACAAAGAUUUUUUUUAGGAACAUGGAUUUGUGGAUUACAAGAAUCUUGAAAUCUUUCGAUCUAACCCAUCUUUGGUGACUUUUUACAUGUGUACCGUAUAUAUCUUUGGGAAUGCCAUUCUAGUGAAUUGGGAAUAGUUUUAUGACUAAGUUUUUAUUUCCCAGCUGAUGUUUGUUUAAAUUUUAUCAGAUUGUUUCAAGAUUGCUGACCAAUGGAAACGCACCCAACUACCCCCUUACAUUCUCACUGUACCAAUUAUAUGAUAGUUGAAAUGAAAUAGAAAUUUUUGUUUGUAAACCUUAACAUCAGAUGGUUGUGUGCUCAACUCCAUGCAUGGUUGUAGGCACCUAGCACAGUGGGGAGCUGUGACUGGUGGCAGUGAUGGUAUACAGAGCUCUGCGUACAGGCCAUCUCUGUGAGGAGCUUGUCACUUGUAUCAUUCUUUUAUUAAAAAUUAUUUAUCAUAAACAAGAUGAAGAGAUAUGUUGCUACAGUGGACAUACCAGUACAUGCUGGCUUCCGUCCAGUUUAAGUUUAUGUUCACUGCAGCCAUGAUGUUUCAUCAGUGUUACUCCAUUGUUUCAGUCAGAGCUACAGGGAGGUGUGAUGUUUCAUCAGUGUUACUCCAUUGUUUCAGUCAGAGCUACAGGGAGGUGUGAUGUUUCAUCAGUGUUACUCCAUUGUUUCAGUCAGAGCUACAGGCGUUUCAUCAGUGUUACUCCAUUGUUUCAGUCAGAGCUACAGGUGUUUCAUCAGUGUUACUCCAUUGUUUCAGUCAGAGCUACAGGGAGGUGUGUUGUUUCAUCAGUGUUACUCCAUUGUUUCAGUCUAAGCUACAGGGAGGUGUGAUGUUUCAUCAGUGUUACUCCAUUGUUUCAGUCAGAGCUACAGAGAGGUGUGAUGUUUCAUCAGUGUUACUCAUUGUUUCAGUCAGAGCUACAGGGAGGUGUGAUGUUUCAUCAGUGUUACUUCAUUGUUUCAGUCAGAGCUACAGGGAGGUGUGAUGUUUCAUCAGUGUUGCUCCAUUGUUUCAGUCAGAGCUACAGGAAGGUGUGAUGUUUCAUCAGUGUUACUCAUUGUUUCAGUCAGAGCUACAGAGAGGUGUGAUGUUUCAUCAGUGUUACUCCAUUGUAUCAGUCUGAGCUACAGGUGUUUCAUCAGUGUUACACCAUUGUAUCAGUCAGAGCUACAAGUGUUUCAUCAGUGUUACUCCAUUGUAUCAGUCAGAGCUACAGAUGUUUCAUCAGUGUUACUCCAUUGUUUCAGUCAGAGCUACAGGGAGGUCUGAUGUUUCAUCAGUGUUACACCAUUGUUUCAGUCAGAGCUACAGGGAGGUGUGGUGUUUCAUCAGUGUUACUCCAUUGUUUCAGUCAGAGCUACAGGGAGGUUUGAUGUUUCAUCAGUGUUACUCAUUGUUUCAGUCAGAGCUACAGGGAGGUGUGAUGUUUCAUCAGUGUUACUCCAUUGUAUCAGUCAGAGCUACAGGGAGGUGGGAUGUUUCAUCAGUGUUACUCCAUUGUAUCAGUCAGAGCUACAGGUGUUUCAUCAGUGUUACUCCAUUGUAUCAGUCAGAGCUACAGGUGUUUCAUCAGAGUUACUCCAUUGUUUCAGUCAGAGCUACAGGUGUUUCAUCAGUGUUACACCAUUGUAUCAGUCAGAGCUACAGGUGUUUCAUCAGUGUUACUCCAUUGUAUCAGUCAGAGCUACAGGUGUUUCAUCAGUGUUACUCCAUUGUAUCAGUCAGAGCUACAGGUGUUUCAUCAGUGUUACACCAUUGUAUCAGUCAGAGCUACAGGUGUUUCAUCAGUGUUACUCAAUUGUAUCAGUCAGAGCUACAGGUGUUUCAUCAGUGUUACUCCAUUGUAUCAGUCAGAGCUACAGGUGUUUCAUCAGUGUUACUCCAUUGUAUCAGUCAGAGCUACAGGUGUUUCAUCAGUGUUACUCCAUUGUAUCAGUCAGAGCUACAGGUGUUUCAUCAGUGUUACUCCAUUGUAUCAGUCAGAGCUACAGGUGUUUCAUCAGUGUUACUCCAUUGUAUCAGUCAGAGCUACAGGUGUUUCAUCAGUGUUACUCCAUUGUUUCAGUCAGAGCUACAGGGAAGUGUGAUGUUUCAUCAAUGUUACUCCAUUGUUUCAGUCAGAGCUACAGGAAGGUGUGAUGUUUCAUCAGUGUUACACCAUUGUUUCAGUCAGAGCUACAGAGAGGUGUGAUGUUUCAUCAGUGUUACUCAUUGUUUCAGUCAGAGCUACAGGGAGGUGAUGUUUCCUCAAUGUUACACCAUUGUUUCAGUCAGAGCUACAGAGAGGUGUGAUGUUUCAUCAGUGUUGCUUCAUUGUUUCAGUCAGAGCUACAGGGAGGUGGGAUGUUUCAUCAGUGUUACUCCAUUGUUUCAGUCAGAGCUACAGAGAGGUGUGAUGUUUCAUCAAUGUUACUCCAUUG